Molecule: messenger RNA, 2940 nt
Organism: Cyphellophora attinorum
Lineage: Eukaryota; Fungi; Ascomycota; Eurotiomycetes; Chaetothyriales; Cyphellophoraceae
Product: Serine/threonine-protein kinase atg1
Exons: 3
Coding region: 1-2940 (979 amino acids)
Biological process (GO): protein autophosphorylation; autophagosome organization; autophagy
Cellular component (GO): cytoplasm; autophagosome
Molecular function (GO): ATP binding; protein serine/threonine kinase activity
Source: RefSeq, a predicted model, not a curated record
AUGGCAUCAACCAGCACACAAUCUCACACAUCUCGACGAUCACGAGAGUCAGACCGGAUCGGUGCCUUCAAUCGCCAGGAAGAGAUCGGCCGUGGCAGCUUCGCUACGGUCUACAAAGCCAUUCAUACUAGUCCAGCCAAUGGCCAAACGAUCGUGGCAAUCAAGUCGGUCAACUUGACGAAGCUGAACCAGAAGCUGCGAGAGAACCUCACCUCCGAGAUAACAAUUCUGAAAGGCCUGCAUCAUCCCCACAUCGUCGCCCUCAUCGACUGCAAAGAGACGAGCUCACACAUUCACCUUAUCAUGGAGUAUGUCGCUCUCGGAGACCUAUCACAUUUCAUCAAGCAGCGGGACACCAUCAAGCAUAGCGAGCUCGUUGGAAACAUGAUGAGAAAGUACCCCAACCCGCCGGUCGGUGGUCUGCACGAAGUUGUAUCCCGGCACUUCCUGCAGCAACUCGCAAGCGCGCUGCGAUUUCUGCGAGCCAAAGAUCUGAUACACCGAGAUGUCAAGCCGCAGAACCUGCUCCUGAAUCCGUCACCGGACUACUUCAAAAAGCACAAGCCUAAUCCCAUGCCAUACUGCGCAAGCGACACUGCCCUCACGCCUGUCUGCGGUAUUCGAUCCUUACCCAUGCUCAAGAUUGCCGAUUUUGGCUUCGCUCGAGCGCUACCUCCUACUUCCCUGGCUGAGACUCUCUGCGGCUCGCCUCUCUACAUGGCGCCCGAGAUCCUGCGCUACGAGAAAUACGAUGCCAAAGCCGAUCUAUGGUCCGUUGGUACAGUCCUCUUCGAGAUGGUCACUGCGAGACCGCCCUUCCGCGCAGCCAACCACGUCGAACUACUGCGACGCAUCGAGAAGGGCGAGGACCGAAUCAAGUUCCCUGACAACGUCGUCGUAUCUGAUGGCAUGAAGCGACUCAUACGAACCCUACUCAGACGCGAUCCUCGAGACCGCAUCUCUUUCCCCGAUUUCUUUGGCCAUGAAGUCGUUGUAAGCGACAUUCCAGGACUUGCACCUGAAGAUAUGCCUCAGCCCGAAGCCAUUUCAGAGCGCGGUUCUCUGGACCAGGAUCGUCGUCGUUCCAGCCGCACAGAACCAGCAGCUCUUCCCACUCGUCCUGGCGCACGGCCCGACCCCGAAAGCCCUUAUACUGAUCAUACUCGCGCCGUGUCAGAAGAGGUGGUCGGUCAACGUACACCUCCUCGCAGACCUUCACAUACUCCUCGACAGCCAAGCAUCUCUACUCGUCCCACUGUUGACCGUAAGCUCAGCCACGAGCGACCGGUCAGUCCUAACGAUGCGAGACCAAAAUUACCGUCACAUGCUACUGCACCUGGUCGCCAAGAAUUGCUACACAAUAAUCCUGCUCCAGCGUCUACAGCCAUGGCUCGUCAAAGCAGCGGCGGCGGUAGACCUCCAUCACUGUUGCGGAACGAAAUCACCGACGAAGAGCAGGCUCGUGUGCGACAAAAGCAAGAGGAGCAAGAGCUCACCGAACAAGAUAUUGCAUUUGAGCGAGACUAUGUUGUGGUGGAGAAGAAGCAGAUUGAGUUCAAUGCCUUUGCAGACGAGAUGGCCGCAAGUCCACGCAGCAAGCCGUCUGCGACCGCUACUUCCUUGUCCCCUAAAUCAGGCGCCAUUGUUCGACGAGCCACUACCCAAGGACAUCCCGCCUCUGUGACAGGAGCACAGACGAGCGCAUCUCGUGCCGUGCAAAUGGCGUCUGGACGACCUCUGCAUCAUCGACAGAACUCUCACGAGAGACACUAUGGUCGUAGUCCGAACUCGGCCACUUCCGCAAUCUCAAAAGCUCUAAACAUGGCGAGUGGCCGUCUCUUCGGAAUCGGAUUCUCACCACCCGUCAAUUUCAUGCGCGGUGGACGAUCUCCUCCCGGUGGCUACGCUCCGUUCCCAGCAUAUCCCGGUGCACAGAGCAGUCUCGUCGUCGUAGGCGAGAAGCUAAGACCCACUCCGCUCGACGAGGAUUCUAGAGCCAUCGCACUCGUCGAGGAAUUGGCCACCAGAAGCGACGUUGUUUACGGCUUCGCAGAGGUGAAAUACAAGCAGCUUACCCCUGCUACGCCCUCGUCCAAUCAGGCAGGGCUGGGACUGCGAGACGCCAAUGUCAGUGAAGAGCACGAGUCUUUCAACGACGAACUCACCAUUGAAGCACUCGUGAUCGUCUCAGAGGAAGCACUGGUGCUCUAUGUCAAAGCUCUGGCUCUUGUUGCACGCUCGUUACACCUGGCUGCGCAGUGGUGGUCACGCAAGCGAGAUUCUAACGUCGAUGUCGCAAGUGGCAAGAUUGCUCUUGCUGCGCAGCAGAGGAUGAACAAUGUUGUGCAGUGGGGCCGUGAACGAUUCAACGUGGUCCUGGAGAAGACUGAUCUCGUUCGACUCAAGCUUAUUGACAGCCAGAAGCGGUUGCCGGAGGAUCACCCGAGCCACCCAAGCAAUAUCUCAGCUGCGACUGCAUCUGGCGGCGCACUUGGAACUUCUGAUGAGCAAUUCAUCGUCAGCUCUGGCAUCACUGCUGAGCGGUUGAUGUACGAUCGUGCCUUGGAGAUGAGUCGUUCAGCUGCGAUCAACGAACUUACCGGUGAAGACCUUCCAGGCUGUGAGAUAUCUUACAUCACUGCAAUUCGAAUGCUGGAAGCCAUCUUGGAGAGCGACGACGAAGACCUGAAAGGCAAGGAUGUCGCUGGUGAACAGGAAAAGGAUGAUGACGUCCCCAUCAACGGCUUGGAAGCAGAGGAUAGGAAGACUGUGCGAGCUCUCGUGACAAGCAUUACGGGUCGCUUGACGGCGCUCCGACGGAAGCUUGAUGUCAUUUCGAAGCGUUCAUCAGCUCCAUCUAUUGGGUCACCAACGCGCGCUUCGCCACCUUUGUCGCAUCGCUCUAGUAAUCCUAGCGUCGGCGUUGUUUCCAAGACUUGA